CAGUGCGCAUCCAACGGUCAUGGGCUGAACACGAACACACCACGUAUAUCGGCGCCGCGUUCUGUUAUCAUUAUCCCAUUGAAGACACAAUAAUACACACAAUACAACCCCGAUACGCAUAAAACGACAUCCAGCCAAAACAAAUACACUUAACGCUUCUUCAGUUGGUUCGGGCCGACAUUGCUGGUUUUUGAAAAUGUGGCUAACCGAUUGCCGAACGAUGACACGCUACAAACAGACAGAAUUUACAGAAGAUGAUUCAAGUUCAAUUGGCGGCAUUCAACUGAACGAAGGCACAGGCCACACUGGCAUGCAAAUACGCUAUCACACAGCGCGGGCUACUUGGAACUGGCGCUCAAGGAGUAAGACCGAAAAAUGGCUGCUAAUCACGACGUUUGCGAUGACGAUGACAAUCUUCACGCUGCUGAUCGUGCUGUUUGCGGACAGCAACAGCGACAAAACGAAGCACAUUCUACACGUGCAGCCGCACAAGAAAGAUUGCCCAUCAGGGAGCGAGGUGCCGUGCCUGAACAAGCACUGCAUAUUUGCGUCGAGCGAGAUCCUGAAGUCAAUCGAUGUAACAGUAGAUCCAUGCGACGACUUCUACGGAUAUGCAUGCAACCAAUGGAUCAAGAACAACCCCAUUCCAGAGGGUAAGUCGACAUGGGGCACAUUCGGUAAGCUGGAGCAAAUGAAUCAGUUGAUCAUCCGCAAUGUGCUCGAGAAGCCCGCCGCGACCUUCAAAUCGGAGGCCGAGAAGAAGGCCAAAGUGUACUAUGAGUCCUGCCUGGAUGCCGAUGAGCACAUGGAGAAGCUGGGCUCCAAGCCCAUGAACGAUCUCCUCCUUAAGAUCGGUGGCUGGAACGUAACCCAGAGUGGCUACAAUGUGUCCAACUGGACCAUGGGAAACACCCUCAAAAUACUGCAUAACAAAUACAACUUCAAUUGCUUGUUUGGCUGGGCGAUCGGGGAGGAUGACAAGAACUCCUCGCGUCACGUCAUCCAGAUCGAUCAGGGCGGCCUGACCCUGCCCACAGCCGAUUACUACAACAACAAGACGGACAACCAUCGGAAGGUUCUGAAUGAGUAUAUCGAGUACAUGACCAAGGUGUGCGUCCUUCUGGGGGCCAACGAGACCGAUGCUCGCGCCCAGAUGCUGGGCAUCAUUAACUUUGAGAAAAAGCUGGCGAAUAUCACCAUACCGCUGGAGGAUCGCCGCAACGAGGAGGCUAUGUACCAUCCGAUGAAGCUACGGAAGCUGGCCAAGCUGGCCCCCUUCCUCAACUGGACGGAUCAUUUUGACAAUGCCCUGCAGAUGGUCAACAGACGGGUCACCGACGACGAGGUCGUCGUUGUCUAUGCCCCCGAGUUCCUCAAGAAUCUCUCCGAUAUUAUCAUGAAAAUGCAGCAGACCGAUGAGGGAAAGAUCACCUUGAACAACUAUCUCAUCUGGCAGGCGGUCCGCACCCUGACCAGCUGCCUCUCGAAGCCGUUUAGGGAUGCCUACAAGGGGGUGCGCAAGGCACUGAUGGGAUCCGACGGUGGGGAGGAGAUCUGGCGCUACUGCGUCUCCGACACCAACAACGUGGUCGGCUUUGCUGUGGGUGCGAUCUUCGUGCGUCAGGCCUUCCAUGGGGAGUCGAAGCCGGCGGCCGAGCAGAUGAUUGUCGAGAUACGGGAGGCCUUCAAGCACAAUAUGCAGAACCUCACAUGGGUGGAUAAGCAGACCCGCGAGCGGGCCAUCGAGAAGGCCGAUCAGAUCUCCGACAUGAUCGGCUUCCCCGACUACAUCCUCGAUCCGGCCGAUCUGGACAGAAAGUACGCCGACUUGAACAUAACUGCGAAUGCAUAUUUCGAUAACAACCUCCAGGUGGCCAUCUACAACCUGAGGAGCAACCUGAAGCGUCUCGACCAGCCUGUGAACAAGACCAACUGGGGCAUGACCCCGCAGACGGUGAACGCCUACUAUACGCCCACCAAGAACCAGAUCGUAUUCCCCGCCGGUAUCCUCCAGACGCCCUUCUUCGACAUCAACAACCCCAAAAGCCUGAACUUUGGGGCCAUGGGCGUGGUCAUGGGCCACGAGCUGACACACGCCUUCGACGACCAGGGCCGAGAGUAUGAUAAGUAUGGUAACAUCAAUCGCUGGUGGGACGCCAAGAGCAUCGAGCGCUUCACCGAGAAGUCCGAGUGCAUUGCCCGCCAGUACAGUGGCUACAAGAUAAACGGACGCAACCUGAAUGGCAAACAGACGCUGGGUGAAAACAUUGCCGAUAACGGUGGCCUCAAGGCAGCCUACCACGCCUACCAGCGGACUAAGAGCGAAAAGGAGGCGGACAUCCUAAAACUACCCGGUCUAAAUCUGACGCAUUCGCAACUCUUCUUCGUAUCCUUUGCCCAGGUCUGGUGCUCGAGCACUACAGAGGAGACGAAUCUGUUGCAGGUGGAGAAGGAUCCGCACUCGCCGUCACAGUUCCGGGUGAUCGGGACCCUGUCGAACAUGAAGGAGUUCGCCGAGGUCUUCCAGUGCAAACCCGGCAAGCGCAUGAAUCCGACCAGCAAGUGCGAGGUGUGGUAAGAGUGCACUGGGCACUCCCAUAGAGAGAUGGAGGGAGAGAGAGAGAGCGAUCUCAGAGCAAGCGAUGGCUACUCGUAAAGCCAUGCUAUAUGAUAACUAUGGAUAUAUUAUAUAUGAUAUAUGGAUAACUAAACGCAGACUAAGAGAA
Drosophila persimilis is the source of this 2726-nucleotide messenger RNA. It is a transcript of the gene Nep3, whose product is annotated as neprilysin-3. Gene Ontology annotation, molecular function: metalloendopeptidase activity. The transcript is spliced from 9 exons. The record is from RefSeq and is a predicted model, not a curated record. Gene Ontology annotation, cellular component: plasma membrane. Gene Ontology annotation, biological process: protein processing. Lineage: Eukaryota; Metazoa; Arthropoda; Insecta; Diptera; Drosophilidae. The coding region runs from base 197 to 2578 and encodes 793 amino acids.